Staurois parvus is the source of this 456-nucleotide messenger RNA. Lineage: Eukaryota; Metazoa; Chordata; Amphibia; Anura; Ranidae. The record is from the annotation of a GenBank genome assembly.
CAGGACCCUGCAUUCCCUAUAUCUGGUUUCCCCGGGCCCUGCAUUCCCUAUAUCUGGUCUGCCUGGACUCUGCAUUCACUAUAUCUGGUCUCCUCGGACCCUGCAUUCACUAUAUCUGGUCUCCCCAUACCCUGUGUCAGGAAUGGACUGGCCAGCACUCUGGUCACACCCUGGAGCCCUGACACCCUGCAUUCACUAUACCUGGUCUCCCCGGACCCUGCAUUCACUAUAUCUGGUCUCCCUGGACCCUGCAUUCACUAUAUCUGGUCUCCCUGGACCCUGCAUUCACUAUAUCUGGUCUCGCCGGACCCUGAAUUCACUACAUCUGCUCUCCCUGGACCCUGCAUGCACUAUAUCUGGUCUCCUCGAACACUGCAUUCCCCAUUUUCUCUAGGAGGAUGCAUAACCCCUAACAGUGUUAAUUGGCCCUGUCCUGAUCACAUGCACCCUACCAAG